UUAACAAAACACGUCAAUACAGGGAAGACAAACCUAGCUAAUUCUCUCUCUCUCUCUCUCUUUCUCUCUCUCAAUACAGUUUGGGGAGACCUUGAUGUAGGAAAAUAUCUAUUGGAAUUUGAAGCUUUGAUGAAGCUGAAGAAGUAGAAGAGGUGGAGAGGGAGAGAGAAAGAGGGUAAAAAUAGAGAAAUUUUGGAAUUUGGUCGAUGGUCUCAUGGGUGCUUCGGGUUCGAAGCUCGAGAAAGCUCUCGGAGACCAAUUUCCCGAAGGCGAGCGCUACUUUGGCCUCGAGAAUUUUGGCAACACCUGUUACUGCAACAGCGUCUUGCAGGCACUUUACUUCUGUGUUCCAUUCCGUGAACAGUUACUAGAGUAUUAUGCAAAUAAUAAAAACCCAGGGGAUGCAGAGGAGAAUCUUCUUACUUGUUUGGCAGACUUAUUUACACAGAUAAGUUCACAGAAGAAGAAAACAGGUGUAAUUGCUCCAAAACGCUUUGUGCAGAGAUUGAAGAAACAAAAUGAGCUUUUUCGUGGCUACAUGCAUCAGGAUGCCCAUGAAUUUUUGAACUUCUUGUUAAAUGAGCUUGUUGACAUAUUGGAGAAGGAGUCCCAUGCAGCAAAAAGUAUUCCUGAAACUUCUCCACCUGAAAAGAUUGCAAAUGGACCAAACAAUCCUCAGGCGAAUGGUGUUAAGAAAGCACCAUUAGUUACUUGGGUUCACAAAAAUUUCCAGGGUAUUCUUACCAAUGAAACAAGGUGCUUACGGUGUGAGACGGUGACAGCAAGGGAUGAGACAUUCUUAGAUUUGAGCCUUGAUAUUGAACAGAAUAGUUCAGUAACGAGCUGCCUUAAAAAUUUCAGUUCCACUGAAACUCUGAAUGCUGAGGACAAAUUCUUCUGCGACAAGUGCUGCAGCAGUUUACAAGAAGCCCAGAAGAGGAUGAAAAUAAAGAAACCACCUCAGGUCCUGGUUAUUCAUCUGAAGCGUUUCAAGUACGUGGAACAGCUUGGUCGGAACAAGAAGUUGUCUUACCGUGUUGUGUUCCCUCUGGAGCUGAAACUGAGCAACACCAUGGAAGAUGCCGAUUCUGAAUACUCCUUAUUUGCUGUUGUCGUUCAUAUUGGGACUGGGCCAAACCACGGGCACUAUGUUAGCCUUGUGAAAAGCCAUGACCACUGGUUGUUCUUUGAUGACGAGAAUGUAGAGAUGAUUGAUGAGUCUGCCGUUCAAACUUUCUUCGGAUCUGCUCAGGAGUAUUCAAGUAACACAGAUCACGGGUACAUACUCUUUUACGAGAGCAUUGCUGCUAAUGACAGUAGUUAAAAAUACAUUUAAGGGUUUUUGUCCUAUUCUCUCCUUGUUUCUGUUUCUCUCUCUUUUGUGACAUUCGAGUAUCUCGGAAAUUAUGAAGGGUUUUCCAUGUACAGUUUCCUUUCUUUCAACAAUAAAGAGAGUGCAAACCGGGACGAUAAAGGGUUUCACAGAAAGUGUAUUUUCAAUUUUAUGACGAUCAGUAUACGUGUUAUAGAAAUGCAAUCAGUGUGUUUAGUUUGAGUUUU
Molecule: messenger RNA, 1560 nt
Organism: Camellia sinensis
Lineage: Eukaryota; Viridiplantae; Streptophyta; Magnoliopsida; Ericales; Theaceae
Source: RefSeq, a predicted model, not a curated record